UGCUCGCACGCCACAGCCCACAGUACAGAAAGAGAGUUACAGGCACGACACCGGCCCACCUCGUCCGCUCGUGAACGUUCGUUCCUACGCCACCCUGCGCUCCUGCUCUCCGCUUCGCCCCCGGCCACCUGCCGACAAGUCGACAACAUCCCGGCGACAAGCUCGACAGCGACCAUACGUAAAAGGAGGUGGUACCUGCGGCAUGGCCGACGCCGACCUCUACGCCGUCCUGGGGCUCAAGAGGGAGUGCUCUGACGCCGACCUCCGGCUCGCCUACCGGAGGCUCGCCAUGACAUGGCAUCCGGACCGGUGCUCGGCGUCCGGCAGCUCGGCGCGCGUGGAGGAGGCCAAGGAGCGGUUCCAGGAGAUCCAGAGCGCAUACUCCGUGCUCUCCGACUCCGGCAAGCGGCUGCUCUACGACGUCGGCGUCUACGACAGCGACUACGGCCGCCGGAACGAGCGAGAUGUGUCGGGGAUGGGCGACUUCUUCGGGGAGAUGGCCGAGAUGAUGAGCCAGGCCACGCCAACCGAGAGCUUCGAGGAGCUGCAGCAGCUCUUCGUGGACAUGUUCCAGGCCGACCUCGUCGCCGGCGGAUUCGCGUGCGGGUUCGGCGGUGCGCCUCCUAUGGGCCGCCGGGUCCAGGCCCCGAGCCAAUCAUCUGCACCUACGUUUGCGCAGACACAGCCGACAUGUACCAGGGGUGCCAACAAGCGGUGUUCAUCGGCGAUGGGCUCCGGAACGCCGCCAAGGGCCAGUCGUCCGGGGUCCGGCCCCGGCCGUUCAGGGUCAAGCUCCAAGGGAAGUGAUCUGAGGCGGCGGGAGGAGGCGCCAUGGAAGACGACGACGCAGGAAGACACGAGCAUCGGCGGCAGGAAGAAGAAACAGAGGCCGUCGACGGGCCACGGCGAGUCGUCCUAGGAGCAAAGAUGGAGAUAUCGGCGCGCCCGGGCCAGCGUUGAUGCGCGCCGCGCCGUGAGCAAAACAUAUUCUGUGACGCCGUGACGGGGAUAAUGCAUUGCAGGCUUGCAGCUAGUGCUCUGUGCGGAUCAGAGUGACGGUCAACAAGUUUUGGAGGCAGGCUUUUCAAUUAGUUUCUUCGUUUAUUCUCUUGAUGGAUUCUCUUGGCGUAGCACUGGUAUUUAACUUCGAGAGAAGUGCAUAUUACACCCCCCAACUCCAAUAGCGUCUAAUAUACACCCCCAACUUUUAAAACUGGCCAUAAUUCAACCCUUCCUUCCCUCUUG
Molecule: messenger RNA, 1245 nt
Organism: Triticum dicoccoides
Lineage: Eukaryota; Viridiplantae; Streptophyta; Magnoliopsida; Poales; Poaceae
Product: chaperone protein DnaJ-like
Exons: 5
Coding region: 203-919 (238 amino acids)
Source: RefSeq, a predicted model, not a curated record